Gopherus flavomarginatus (Mexican gopher tortoise) is the source of this 4719-nucleotide messenger RNA. RefSeq names its product major facilitator superfamily domain containing 9 (gene SLC67A2). The record is from RefSeq and is a predicted model, not a curated record. Gene Ontology annotation, molecular function: transmembrane transporter activity. Gene Ontology annotation, biological process: transmembrane transport. The transcript is spliced from 6 exons. Bases 127 to 1368 code for a protein of 413 amino acids. Lineage: Eukaryota; Metazoa; Chordata; Testudines; Testudinidae.
GCCCCGGAGCUGCUGCCAGCCCCGCGGCCGGGCCCGGCGGCUCCUCCUGCUCCGUGCGGGGCCGGGCCCAGCCGCUUCGUGCGAUGCCUCUACCUGGUGGGCUUCCUGGACUUCUUUGGUGUAAGUAUGGUUGUGCCUCUGUUAAGCCUUCAUAUCAAGUCUCUAGGAGCAAGUCCAACCGUUGCAGGAGUAGUAGGAUCUUCUUAUGGUUUACUGCAGCUCUUUUCCAGCACGUUUGUGGGCUGCUGGAGUGAUGUAGUAGGAAGACAAUAUUCCCUGCUUGCCUGUAUCCUGUUCAGUGCACUGGGUUAUUUGCUGCUUGGCAUGUCCACCAGUGUGUGUUUAUUUGCCAUUGCAAGGAUACCUGUAGGUAUUUUCAAACACACUCUCUCCAUUUCCAAAGCUCUUCUUUCUGACUUGGUUUCUGAGAAAGAGCGCCCUCUUGUAUUGGGACAUUUCAAUGCAGCCUCCAGUGUUGGUUUCAUCCUGGGUCCUGUGGUUGGUGGCUACUUCACAGAGCUAGAGAGUGGCUUUUACCUAACAUCUUUCAUCUGUUCUUUUAUCUUCAUUCUGAAUGCUGGCCUGGUCUGGAUGUUACCAUGGAGUGAGGAACACACAGAUAGUAAUGAAAACAAACAGACCACCAGUAACAGCAAAGUGACAGCAAAGGCAAACUAUGACCUGCAGGUUCAAUCACUAUCUAAUGGAGCAAUGAAAUAUGAUACUCCCCUCCAGUCCCUGUGGAUUCCAGUUGUGUCAGUGCUGAAGAGGAUUAAAAGCAUUGCAUGCUCUGAUCUGUGGGAUAUAUUUUUAGUACGGUUACUAAUGUCUGUAGCUGUAAUGCUGUAUUAUAGCAAUUUUGUUCUGGCAAUUGAAGAGAGAUUUGGGGUGAAACCUAAGCUCACAGGGUACCUCAUAAGCUAUAGUAGCACCCUUGGAGCACUUGCUGGUUUUUUACUUGGACCAAUAACAAGACUCUAUCAACAUAACACUUAUGCACUUUUAUUACAUUCCACUGUUUUCACCUGUGUAUUGAUAAUGCUAUAUUCCACAGCAUUCAGCAUAUGGACAGUCAUUUUAUCGUCAACAUUUUUAGCGUUUUCAACCACUGUAGGACGCACUUGCAUCACUGAUCUUGAGUUGACCCUGGGUGGGAAUCAGGCCAGUGGCACGCUGCUAGGAGUUGGCCAGUCUGUGACAUCUGUGGGACGCAUAAUUGCCCCUCUUCUCUCAGGAAUUGCACAGGAGUUCAGUCCCUGUGGCCCUCCAAGUCUUGGUGUGGGGCUGGCACUGGUGGCUAUUCUGAUAAUGCUCAUGAACACACCACGAUAUUGCAGUGGUAGAAAUGCUAAAUUAAAAAGUGAAUAGCAGCUUAUUUGGGACAGGCUGAUGCAUCGUCAAUAAAAUGCAAAGUAAUUCAAAUAACUGGGGAUACGUUAUACUAAAGAAUGGUGAGCACUAAAGAAACCAGUAUUGCAGUAGCAGGCUGUUUUCUAAAAGGAAUGGUACAAGUUCAAGGGGAGGCCAGCCUGACUGAGCCCUCAGAUUCAUACAGACUUAUUUGCUGCAGGAUCAUACGUCAAGACAGGAAUUCUCAGAGCUGUAGUUCAGAGAGAAAUUCUCUUUCGAAGGUGCAGGUAUCAUUUAAAACCUUUUUGUAAAAUGAGCAUUGUUUUUUCUUUGUGCUAAUAAGGUUGAAAUCCCUUCAAGAAAAAUGUUUCUGACUCUGAAUAUAUAAAUGGCUGAUGGAUAAUCCAGUUUGCAACCGCACAUUGAAGCAUGAUGGUAAAACCGAUAAGCUCUUUGACUGAGAGAGACGGACAAAUGAAUUUUUUAUUUAAAGAAGUAAAAUUUAUUAUGUGCACUUGCCAAUAUGAGAAAUUAAGGCUGACCUGGAUAAACCAUUGGCCUCCUGUGACAAUGGCUUGUUGAUAAAUUGGAGGUUCCGUAUAUAACUUGUGAUGCAUGCUCUGCCUAGAAGUUUUCCCAUGCAGCAUAAUUAACCAUUCCCAACUGGCUGGCUGACAUUCUGCUUUCACUCCUCUGUCCCAGCAUUUCUGGUAAACAGAGCUGUGUAUGCUCUAGCACAUGGGUUUCUUUUAUAUAUAAUAUAUAAGGUAUUUUAAGAGAAAAUGCCAUCAUGUAGAAUAAGGGUGAUUGAAGAUGAGACGAUGUAAAUUACAGUGGAAUUUGCACUAGUGGUACCUGGACUAUUAUAAUAAAUAUAAUAGAUGGAGAUAUACCUCAGAACUGGAAGGGACCCUGAAAGGUCAUUGAGUCCAGCCUCCUGCCUUCACUAGCAGAACCAAGUACUGAUUUUGCCCCAGGUCCCUAAGUGGCCCCCUCAAGUAUUCCACCCACAACUCUGGGUUUAGUAGGCCAAUGCUCAAACCACUGAGCUAUCCCUCCCCCCAUUAUUGAACACCUCCAUCUGGCAACCUUCUGUCAUAAGUGAGUAUUUUAAGGAACUCCCAGAACUUCCUGUGCAGUUUUGUUCCAUCUUCAUUUUAAGAAUAACAGCUCCUUCCUGUUCUUUAAAUGGUUGUUUAAGACACAUUUUGGAAAAUCUAGUGAUGUUUUAAAGUGUUUAUUCCAUGUAGGAUUAAUCCAUUAUUCUUCAUCUCUGAAGACAUACAUUUAAAUCCCAAUUUAGGUAACCAGGGAAAAUGUGUUUUUUGGCAGCUUAGUCUUCAUUCUUCUGCAUCCAUUUUAGCAAGCCAAAGCUAAUGAAGGUUGAUGCAGGUAAAGAUUGAAAUGCAUUGACAGACUUAUGGGGAUGGUUUCCAUAGCACUGACCCAUACUAUACCAAGUUCAAGUCAGUGUUACUAGUCUAUCACUUUUCUGAGCAUACAUUUUAUCCACUAGUUUUAAAAAAAGUUUGUUCUUGUAUUGCCUUUUAUCUGAAAGUUUCAUAGCACUUCCCGAUUAAUUAUUUGAUGUAGUAUACAAAGCCGCUCUGCAGAUUUUUUUAAAUUGAAUUUAGCAUAUAUGAUGUGCACAUGCAACACAGAUGGUGUUUUGUAAUUUUGUUUUUAAAUCAACUUUUCCUUCCUUCUUACAGAAUGCCUGUUCUUGUUUGAAAUCUCUGGAAAAAUCCCAGUAAGAGCACAAUGGGAGCAUAUAUUUUAAUUACUUGACAUUUUAUAGGUAGACACAAAGAGACUAGUCUAUAUAUGUGCUUGUUUUCAGGGGAUACCCUUGAUUUCUGUAUGAGAGUUAAGCUUCAUGCAGAAAAUGGAAUCUUCUCAUUUUUAAUGUACUGUAGAUUUCAUCGUUUUUUUUUUUUUUGUGACCUGGGAUUAAGUUUUGCUAUAUGACUUAGGUGCUUAGGAGCCCAAGUCCUAUUGACUUUCUAUUGAGUCUUAGGCACCUAAGUCACUUUUGAAAUUUUUAUCCCUGGUGACCAUUUAAGCAAGAGCCUCAAAACGUCCCCACUAAUUCAUUUGCCCUUUUCCCCUCCACUCAGGAAAGAAACAUCAUUCCCCAGAACAGGGAUCUUUAUCAUAGAAGAUUAGGGCUGGAAGAGACCUCAGGAGGUCAUCUAGUCCAACCCCUUGCUCAAAGCAGGACCAACUCCAACUAAAUCAUCCCAGCCAGGGCUUUAUCAAACCGGACCUUAAAAACCUCUAAGAAUGAGAUUCCACCAUCUCCGUAGGUAACCCAUUCCAGUGCUUCACCACCCUCCUAGAGAAAUAUUUUUUUCUAAUAUCCAACCUAGACCUCCCCCACUGCAACUUGAGACCAUUGCUCCUUGUUCUGACAUUUGCCACCACUGAGAACAGCCUCUUUGGAAAACCCUUUCAGGUAGUUGAAGGCUGCUAUCAAAUCCCCCCUCACUCUUCUCUUCUGCAGACUAAAUAAGCCCAGUUCUCUCAGCCUCUGCUCAUAAGUCAUGUGCCCCAGCCCCCUAAUCAUUUUUGUUGCCCUCCACUGGAUUCUCUCCAAUUUCUCCGCAUCCUUUCUGUAGUUGGAGGCCCAAAACUGGAUGCAGUACUCAAGAUGUGGCCUCACCAGUGCCAAAUAGAGGGGAAUAAUCACUUCCCUUGAUCUGGCAAUGCAUCUACCAAUGUAGCCCAGUAUGCUAUUAGCCUUCUUGGCAAAAGGGCAAACUUUGCUUUGCUGCUGCCACUUGGAAUGAAGUGGAAAUAAAAUAUAGUGGACUGGUAUUUGGAUUUAAUAACUUUGGUCUUCUUACUCAACAACCAACAAAUAGAAAGUCAUUCUAACUUGUGACACUGAUAACAAAAGGAGGGUGGGGAGCUUUCUUAGACCAAAUGCAUGAUGAAAUUAGCUUACACUAGAUUUAACAAUUGUCUUCAUACCACUCUUAGGGGUGACAGGACUCAACACUUCACUUUUUAUGUUUAUGCACAAGCUGAAACACUUUUUGCUUUCCACAACCAAAUUUUAUUUUAUUAUUUUUUAUUAUUAUUUUGCUUUAAUAUAUGAAUGAUUUUUAGUUUGGAAGAUGUAUUGUAUUUUUCUUAUUGUCUAAAUCUGUAUUAUGGAAAAUUAAUAUUUGGAGUGAGAAGCCUGUAAAAGAUGUGGUCUCAGGGACAUACUGUAGCUGAUCCUACUGGACAAAGUGGCUUUUAUUUAUAGCAAAAAGUGAUUUUGAAGUAUUUUAGAAAAGAUUACUCUCUGUAAUGUUAGUUACAAAAAAUGCACUAAAAUUGUUUCUUUUAAAAUGCAAUAAAGUGAAAUGACAUUCCAUUUUA